This is a messenger RNA of Leptinotarsa decemlineata (Colorado potato beetle), 2657 nucleotides long. It is a transcript of the gene Bx42, whose product is annotated as Puff-specific protein Bx42. NCBI's taxonomy places the organism in Eukaryota, Metazoa, Arthropoda, Insecta, Coleoptera, Chrysomelidae. Gene Ontology annotation, cellular component: spliceosomal complex. The record is from RefSeq and is a predicted model, not a curated record. Gene Ontology annotation, biological process: mRNA splicing, via spliceosome.
UGACAUAUUUGCCAUUUACUGUAUAUACUGGACAACUAGGUCUGGGGUGCACAUUAGAUGGGAUAUAGACAAACCAUAAUAGGUUUUGUAGUGAUUGUUUCCAUUUUUUCAUUCGAGUUUUUAUUUUAUUAUUGAAUUGACCAUUUUAUUGAACAUGGAACUUUCAAGUAUCUUGCCAGCUCCGGUCCAACCCAUUUGGGACCGUGAUGAUGAACGUCGAAAAAAGGCUACAUUGAAACCUGCUACUACUCUAGUAAGUGUUCACAGUAUCGCUCCUCCUUAUGGUCAAAGAAGAGGAUGGGUUCCUAGGAAUAUAACUGACUAUGGGGACGGCGGGGCUUUUCCUGAAAUACAUGUAGCUCAGUACCCUUUGGAUAUGGGUCGCAAAGCAGAUUCUAGUUCGAAUGCCUUGGCUGUUCAGUUGGGUGCUGACGGAAAAGUGAAAUAUGAUGUUUUGGCUCGACAGGGUCAUUCUAAAGAUAAAAUAGUUUACUCUAAGUUAUCAGAUUUACUACCAGUUGAAAUGGUUUCGGAGAAUGAUCCUAGUUUGCAAAAGCCUGGACAAGAGGAAAUUGAUGAAAUCACUGAACGAACAAAACAAGCUCUCAUGAAGAUAACAAAUUCCAAAAUAGCAGCAGCUAUGCCUGUGAGAGCAGCCGAGAAACAAGGCCCUGCAGAAUUCAUAAGAUAUACUCCCUCCCAACAAGGUGCAGCAUUCAAUUCUGGAGCUAAGCAGAGAGUGAUUAGACUUGUAGAGACUCAGGUUGAUCCAAUGGAGCCACCUCGGUUCAAAAUAAAUAAAAAAAUUCCCAGAGGACCACCUUCCCCUCCUGCUCCUGUUUUGCACAGCCCUACUCGUAGGGUCACUGUUAAGGAACAGAAAGAGUGGAAAAUACCUCCAUGUAUAUCAAAUUGGAAGAAUGCCAAAGGGUAUACUGUCCCAUUGGACAAGAGACUAGCUGCAGAUGGUAGAGGUCUGCAACAACUACAUAUCAAUGAAAAUUUUGCCAAGUUUGCAGAAGCACUUUACAUAGCUGAUAGAAAAGCAAGAGAAGCUGUGGAAACUCGAGCUCAGCUUGAGAAAAAACUGGCACAGAAGGAAAAAGAAGCUAAGGAGGAGCAUCUUAGACAACUAGCUCAGAGAGCUAGGGAUGAGAGAGCUGGAAUCAAGACUGUACCAAACCUCUCCAAGGCAGUUGAUGAUGAAGAACAAGAAAGAGAUAUGCUUCGUCAGGAUCGCCACAAGGAGCGUGCUCGGGAUAGGAACCUUGCUCGUGCAGCCCCAGAUAAGCGAAGUAAAUUACAGCGGGAACGAGAAAGGGAUAUAUCCGAACAGAUUGCUCUUGGAAUGCCAGCCAGGGGAGUAACUUCUAAUGAAACACAGUUUGAUCAACGGCUUUUUGGCCAAGCCCAAGGAUUAGGGCAAGGUUAUGCAGACGAUGAAGCUUACAAUGUAUAUGAUAAACCUUGGAGAGAGGGCGGGUCUAUGGCUAAUCAUAUUUAUAGACCUAAUAAAAACAUUGAUAAGGAGAUUUAUGGAGGCGAAGAGCUAGAGAAGGCUAUAAGGACCAAUAGAUUUGUUCCGGACAAAGAGUUUGGAGGAACAGAUCGAUCAGGAACUGGUCGUGCUGGACCAGUCCAAUUCGAGAAGGAAGAGGAUCCCUUUGGAUUGGAUCAGUUCUUGUCUCAAGCUAAGAGAGCCAGUAAAAGGAAGGAACCUGAGAAGAGAGAUGACAGAGAUAAGAGAAAGAGGCGUGAUUAGACUAUCCCAGUAUGUGAAGAUCAUAUGUGGACUUUUAAAGAAAUUUUUUGUGGACUCAACAUUUCUUACUGUUUUUCGGGUAUAUAACAUUUCACAAUCUGAAAAAUACACAAAGCUGAAACAGUAGACAAUCUGUUGAAGUGUAGUAAAGGGCAAACUGAUGACUUCACUCCGAAAAGUUAUUGCAUAAUGUAAAGCACUGAAGAGUCCACUUAGUCAGUAACUUGUCCGAUUCAUAAGUUUUGCCUACAAAUUGGAAAAAUCAAUUGAAAAAAAUUGAAUAUUUAUACUUAGCUUUCCGUUUUCAAAAUUUGAAUUUGAUUUGCCUUAAAUUGUAAAUAACUUAAAUUCUUUUGACAUACCUCAAAAGAAUGAAUGUCCAGAAGUCAUAUGCGAUAGUCUACAUGAGUACAUGUACUGGAUAAUUUUUGAGAACUCAGUUGAGGUUAUAUACCCAAAAAAAAACAGUAUCAAUCAUAUGUAAACUUUGUUAAGAAUUUCUAGAAAGAAGUCCUAAGGCAUGAAAACAUAUUUGAUGGUUGAAUAUAACCAUGUUCACUUUAUACAAGUUAUUCAAUUCUCAUUCUUAUAAAAAUCUUUUGUUGUGACCUAAUUUUCUACUAGGAAGACAAGUCAUGAAAUGUUUUAUUUUUAAAUCCUAAAACAUUGAAAAUGGCUUGGCUUACCUACAUAUUUAGAAAUCAUACCAUUGAUUUUAACAAAAUCAGCACCUUUAUCUUCUCAUCAUUUUCUUCCAAAAGUGUACACUGGUAAAAUACAAUUACAGUAUGUAUAUAGCAUGGACAUAAUACAAUGAAAUAUAAAACUUUGAAAUUGAAAGAUUGAUACAAUGGUAGGAAAAUACAUAUUAAUACAUCAGUGGUGCAAGUCUUAA